CUUGUUGGUCGGCGAAAGGGCGCGCAUUUUUGGGUGGCUCACUCUCUGAUUUGAUCCAGUGUGGAAAACAAGGGGCAGAAAAGAGAGGCAAAGGGACAGAGACUUUCCUGUGAUUUCUGCGUUUAAUUCCCUGCCAUUUUGUUAGAUGCUGAAAGGAAUUGUGCAUCAUGUCAAAACGUGACUCCUUUCUACAAUCUGUGUGUAAAGAAUCUGUGGAAGACUUCCUGAAUUUUAUUCAGCUUCAUAAAAACAAUUCGGAUCCAUUUGAUCUAAAUGAGGUGCUACAGGAGUUCCCGCGGAAGCAAAGAGAAGCAUUAUGGGAGCAGCUGAAGAGGCUCCUAACCAAUAUUCUGUUGGACAACCCAGUGGAGAACUGGCGGGAAGAUGAAGACAGCGAAGAUGAAAUGGAACUGGAGGGUGCACUUGAUAUGAAGAAAAAUCUAUCUGUGGUCAGUGGUGUAACUGAGGUGGUAGUGGCGUCUGUACGUGUAAUUGAUGAGAAUGAUGUUUACAGUGACUUGCUGGAAAUUGCUAUUAUUUUGAACGGCAUUUUGCCAGCAUUGCCUAAGCUUCAAGGAGAUUUGAAAAUUACCAUCCAACAUUUGUUUGUGGCUUGGUGGGACAAAGGAUUAGAAGGCAAAGAAGAAUUGGGGAAAACUGCCUUUAUUAUGUUGUUGGAGAAAACUUUAUUGGGGAAAUUUUCGAAUGCUGACAUAGUUCGACUCUGGCACUUCCACCAAGCUUUACAAAAUUUUGAAUUCAAUUCUGAAGGCAGCAACGAAGUGAAAAAUAUUUUGCUUCAGUGUUUCAUGAGUGUUGCCCACAUAAAAAAGGAAGAGGGAAGGCGUUUUUUAAGUUUUUUGUUUAGCUGGGAUGUGGAAUUCAUCAAGAUGGUCCAUGGUACCAUUAAGAACCAGCUGCACUUCUUUCCUAAGUCUAUCAUGGCCCAUAUAGCUGAGGUGUAUUUUAGAGCUUGGAAGAAGGCAUCUGGAAUGUUUCUGAAGACUAUUGAAUACAGCUGUAUCCAGGAUUUUAUGCAUCAUGGAGUUCAUCUUCCAAGGAAUUCCCCGGUCCACUCUAAAGUACGAGAGCUGUUAAGUUACUUUCAUCAGCAAAAAGUACGUCAGGGGGUUGAUGAAAUGCUGCAUCGUCUGUACCAGCCUAUUCUGUGGAGAGGACUAAAGGCCAGAAAUUCUGAAGUGCGAGCAAAUGCUGCAAUUCUCUUUGUUGAAGCAUUUCCGAUUCGAGACCCUGGACUAACCAAUGAAGAAGUAGACAUUGAAAUCCAAAGGCAAUUUGAGGAAAUUUUUAAUCUUUUGGAAGAUCCUCAACCUCAGGUUCGUUCCACUGGUGUGCUUGGUGUGUGCAGAAUUGCUGGAAAGUAUUGGGAAAUGAUCCCCCCUUCCAUCCUCACCGACCUUCUAACCACAGUGCUCCGUGACCUAUCUGCUGAUAUAAGCUCUGCUGAUGUUCGUUGUUCUGUCUUUAAGUGUUUACCAGUUACUUUGGAUAACAGAAUGAGCCACCCUUUGUUGGAGCAGCUUCUUCCUGGAAUGAAAAACAGUCUCCAUGACAACUCAGAGAAAGUCAGAGUAGCCUUUGUUGACAUGCUGCUGAAAAUUAAAGCUGCCAGAGCUGCAAAGUUUUGGAAAAUCUGCCCUAUGGAGCAUCUACUGGCUCGCUUGGAGCUUGAUUCUCGACCAGUUGCAAGGCGCAUUGUUAACCUAUUAUUUAACUCCUUCCUUCCUGUGAAUCAACCUGAGGAGGUAUGGUGUGAACGCUGUGUCACUCUUGUGCAAAUGAACCCCAUGGCAGCGAGGAAGUUUUAUCAAUAUGCACAUGAGCACACUGCACCGACUAACAUUGCCAAAUUGAUACUUGUGAUUCGCCGAUGCUUGAAUGCUUGUAUUGCAAGGGCAGUGCAAAACGAAGACGAUGGUGGCGAUGAUGACUAUCAAAUGGAAAAUAGCAGUGUGCUGGAUACUGUGCUGUCUGUGAAUGAUAGUGCCACAAUGGCCAGCUUACUGGAAAUUACUGUCAUUUUAUGGAAGAGCAUCUACAAGGCACUGAAUGAAAAUGAAGAAGCUAAAAACUACACAGUUGCCAAGUUUGCAACUGUGCUACCUGAGUAUUUUAAAACUUUUACGGAUGAUCGUUGCACUGUUCCCCUAGUGAUUCUGGCUUCCUUCAUGCCUGCAACAGCUGUUCCCACCUUCAGUUGUGGGGUUCUCUCAAAGCUGAGAAAUUUGGAUAAAGAAGCUGAUGAGAAUAAAUAUUCCUUAUUGAUAGACUGCCUGUGUCAGUGGGGGAAAGUUGGACAUGUGCUCGAGCUAAUCACUGACUGGCUAACAGAGGGACUUCCCCAGAAGAACGAGAAGGUCUCACAGCGUACAGUACGAAUCCAGGAAAUAGUGCCACCUAAAUUGGAGCUGGCAUUAAAUUUUUUAGAGUACAUACUGACCAACGUCAUGAGUCGAGAGUGUUUAUUAAAUUCGCCACAGAAAAGGCUGAACCAACUUCUGAAGGCCUUAGGAGUAAUCAAGGAACUUCUAACUUCCUUCUUGAGCACUUCAGAAAUAAUGCUUCAUGAUAUAAGUGUGAACACAGCUCUGAAGGCUUUCAACUUACAUUGUCGACUGACUAUUCAUCUUCAGAACAAGUUCAGUGUGGAUGGUAGAACUUAUCUUUUGGUUCUUGAAAGUAGUGCAGGCUGGAUAGAUGAAGAAGUGUUGCAGUUUCUGCACAUUCCUGGAAAGGCAAUGGAGGUGUCAGAGCAUCAGUGUGAUGUUGCAAGACAAGUGGUUGAAGUAUACCUCACAGUCUGUAAGGAUAUCGUUAUGGUUGGUGCGUCUGAUACAGAAUUCCAGGCUCAGUUGCUUGGCUUUGCUCUUGCUGUGCUGCACUCAGAGAAAGGAACCUUCAGUUUACCAAUACUGAUAUCCAUUCUGAAAGAGAUUACAGUGAAUUGCCUAUCUCAGAACAUCUACUGCAUCAGUGAGAAAAAUAAUGAAAUACUUGACAAUAUCCAGAAAGUAUUCCACAAAAUUUUGGAAAUUCUGGCGCAUUGUUCAAGGAAGAGCCAGGAAGAAACCCUGCAGAUUCUUGUGUCUAUUCAGUCGGUUCUUGGAGAAUUCAUCAACACUGUUCAGCGCUGGCGUGGGGCCCAUGAAGCAGUUCACCAAGAGAUACUCUCAACACUUUUGGCUGCUGUGCUGGCAGAAACCAUUCAUUCUUUAAAAAAGAAAUCUGAUCCAGAAGAUGUUGCUCCACCUGAGACCACUGAUGAUCUGCCACUACUUUCAAGCUACUUUCUGGUCAUUGUGUUAAAAUACCCUGGUGUCAUGAGAUCAUUUUUAAAUGAAUUAACAGAAUGCAUCAACUCUGAAGCCAUACAAGGAGUUGUGGGAUUAGUAGCUGCUCUCCAUAUCCUCCUCCUCCUCAGUAAAGGUAAAGUGAAAAGAGCGGCAAUCAAAGACACAGCGGUAGCCAUUCACACAAAGUUUCAACAUUAUAAUGGAAUUAUAUCAGAGUUGAGUGACAUUGAAAGGGCCUUGUAUACAUCUUCAAACGACCAUCUGGAAGAUCUAUUACAACUGUAAGCCAGCAUAGGUGGCAAUCUAUCUUGUAUUUUUAUCUUCACUGUCAACAUAAAGUAAAGUUGAUACAUUUAAGCUGCAAAAUAUUACUUAUUUUAAUUUUGCAAGAUGUUUGUUAGAAAUAUAUUUCUAUUUGCAUAUACUUUGUUGUAAUUUAGAAUCAUAUUUGUUGUAUAUUGAAUUUUGUUACUUCUACCAAUUAGAAUAUAUCAGUAAGUGUAAGUUGAAAGGGUAUAUCAAACUGUCUCCUUUUUUAGAAAUAAGUCUGUUAUCUGUUGAAAUGUUGAAAAUAAUGAAGUUUUGUACUUUGAAUAUUGCUGAAAAGAGAGAUAUUUUGCUACAGCUUUUCAUCUUGCGCCGAUCAGGACAAAUGCAAGAAUACAAAUUUCAACCAAUCACAAUUUAUACCACAGGAGAAAAGGAGUAGCGAUAGUUUGGCAAGUCAAUCCUGAAUGGUUGAGGCAUGCCAUGGAGAAAGCAAUAGAGAUAUAGUCUCUCAAAGCUUCCGCUAGUUCCGAAACGUCGCAAGACUUGAACAUAUUCCUUUUGUUUGCAGAGAACAUGCCCCUGCAUAUGAAUAUAUGUCGCUUCUAUCUUGACUCAUUAUCUUAAAUUGAUUAUUUGUGUAGCGUUUAACACAGGAUUGUUCAGCCACAUCUAACAGUAGAUGAUUUGUUUUGGGUUUUGCAAGCACAGGCUAGUUGUGUAGGUUCUGUACUUCACGGGUUAUGAACAACCAAAGGAACAAGUUUGAUUCAAUCAGCCUGUGCAGCCUAUGUACCUGGCAUUACACAAUGCUGUCUACUGUUAGCCAUUUUGCUAAUAGCUGAUUGACCUGAUUGUGCUAAUUGCUACAGUAACAAUUUAAGAUAAUUAGUCAUGCUUAUAACAUGGCUGAUUUACACUUGUUAAACGUGACAUACAUUCAUAUGCAGAGACCCCUUCUCUGCAAACAGAAGGAAUACCUUCAAACCUUGCACCUUUUUUGAAAUAUCCGGAUGCAUGGGGAGCCGAUAAUUCCUCCAUGGCAACACCUCGGCCAAUCAGCCGAUUUGCCAACCAAUCAGCACCCCUUUUCUCCUUAAAUUGUUGUGAUUGCUUGAAAUUAGACAUUCUUGCAAUUGUCCUGAAGAGUGCAAGUCAAAAAGCUUCGGUAACAUGUCUCUUUUCAGCAAUAUUCAAGAUCUGUACUAUCAAGCAACUGUUUUGUACUUUGGUUCUGUACAAGUGCCUACCAGGAGAUGUCACUGAAACAUACAGUAAUAUUGUAUUGAGAACCAAUUGAUGGUGAUUGUAUCAUGUUUUGCAUAAUGUAAAACUUUGUUUAAAAAAAAUUGCAUUGCUGAUGUUCUAAAAUCUGUGUUGGUAAAUGAAUUUAUUUUUACUCUCAUUAGAACUGAAUAAUGUAAAAAAAAAUAAGCUUUAGUGUAUGUAUAAUAAAGAUUGCAGUGGUUAAAUACUUAAUAAACCAAAAUU
Carcharodon carcharias (great white shark) is the source of this 5072-nucleotide messenger RNA. It is a transcript of the gene ncapg2, whose product is annotated as non-SMC condensin II complex, subunit G2. NCBI's taxonomy places the organism in Eukaryota, Metazoa, Chordata, Chondrichthyes, Lamniformes, Lamnidae. Gene Ontology annotation, biological process: mitotic sister chromatid segregation. The transcript is spliced from 28 exons. Bases 168 to 3599 code for a protein of 1143 amino acids. The record is from RefSeq and is a predicted model, not a curated record. Gene Ontology annotation, cellular component: condensin complex; nucleus.